GUGCCGCUUAUCCUGCCUGCUGGCGCAGGUGGCAUUGGAUCUAUCUGUGGAUUAUGACUUUAGACACAGAACCCAUGGACGAACCCGACAUCGACGUGGUGGGAGACGUUAACAAGGACACUAGAAAGACGCGUUUUUUAACUGUACCUUUGGUUAGGGCGACUGGUGCAUCAGAGCUGGGAGUGAACGCGUCAUCGUCUCCAGAACUGCAGGACGCCCAUAAGAAUGAUGACAGUUCUCCGCCAAAGUGCAAUCCUGCCGCGGGGAAAAGCGCCUCUUCGGUGAAGCCCCCGUACUCGUACAUUGCCCUGAUCACAAUGGCCAUUCUCCAGAGCCCGAAGAAACGCCUCACCCUGAGCGAGAUAUGCGACUUUAUCAGCCACCGCUUUGCUUACUACCGUGAGAAAUUUCCGGCCUGGCAGAAUUCCAUCCGACACAACCUGUCUCUCAACGAUUGCUUUGUCAAAAUGCCCCGCGAGCCUGGUAACCCAGGGAAGGGAAACUACUGGACGUUAGACCCCAUGUCCUCUGACAUGUUUGAAAACGGCAGCUUUCUGCGAAGAAGGAAGCGCUUCAAGCGGCAACAUUUUAGAUUCGAUAUGUUGAAGGAAUCGCCGCUGGAUCCUCGCGGGAUGCCCAGCUUUACCUAUGGUGCUUAUGGGAUAGGGGCAGCAUGCUUGCCACUGCCCAGCUUGGAGUUGUACCACAUGGGUAUUGAUCACCACUCAGGCUCGCCCUGUGCUCCUACCAUCCCACCUGUUAGCAGCAUAUUGCCGGCGCUCUCGACCCUUUUCUCCAGGAACCCGCAUGCCGGUGUCAAGGCUUUUCUCCCAUCACAAUCUCCAGCCUUCGACUCCCUCGGCACGACCCGCUGCACCGCUGUCUCUUCGACCGUGCUCCCCGACUCGCCUUUCUUGUCGACAGCGGUACUUCAUCCCCUGGCUUCUCCGCAUCUUCUCAGCCUACAGCAAGAGCACCAGAAACUGCAUACCAUACAGUGCAGCAGUCUGGCCAAUAAACUCCUACAGCAGCUGGGCGACGCCAGUAAUCCGUAG
Messenger RNA from Megalops cyprinoides (Indo-Pacific tarpon), 1055 nucleotides. RefSeq names its product forkhead box protein D2-like. The coding region runs from base 54 to 1055 and encodes 333 amino acids. The transcript has a single exon. The record is from RefSeq and is a predicted model, not a curated record. Gene Ontology annotation, molecular function: DNA-binding transcription factor activity, RNA polymerase II-specific; RNA polymerase II cis-regulatory region sequence-specific DNA binding. Gene Ontology annotation, biological process: regulation of transcription by RNA polymerase II; anatomical structure morphogenesis; cell differentiation. Lineage: Eukaryota; Metazoa; Chordata; Actinopteri; Elopiformes; Megalopidae.